AUGGCGAUGCGUCUCGCUCUGUGUCUGUGGACGGGCCUUGGGCUGGUUUCCGCUUCCCUCUGCGGAUCGUCAAGUUGCCCGAUGCGGCCAAGAGAGUCGGGACGAAACGGGGUGGAUCCGCAUGCCGAUGCCGCAAACAGCGCUUCUGAUGUUAGCAGCUUCAAGCGCAAAACUGUCACGGACAAGCAGCACAACGGUACCGGACAACUAGCCGCUGAUUUUGGUGGCGACCAAGACACUCGUUGGGCCUCGAACAGCGAUUCUCAACAAAGUCAGAGCCAUGUCGACUCGAUACCAGCUGCAACGCUAUCCGAGCCGUCAUCAAUCUCCUCGUCGGAUUCGAAUUCCUCCUCUACCUCGAGCAUCAAAACGAGCGACGGCACUGACGCAACCUCUGCCAUUCCCAUCUCACCUUCCACAAACGACGAUUCUCCAGCAACGUCUGGCUCUGGUCCGCCCAGCUCGAGCUCUUCCAUAUCCAUUCCUUCGCCUUCCACUUCAAAUACUACAUUGUCGUCAUCUGCAACGCUCCCCAAUAUCGACUUUGGCAGUACCUCCAACGAUGCAACUUCGAAUCCCACCAACUCGACCCUCCCACCGACGCGCGCAUCGACACAGUCGCCGGAAUCGUCGGGUUCUUCGUCACGCACCAAAGCGAUCGUAGCGGGUACCACUGUUCCCGUUGGCAUUAUUGCGUUGGGCUUGGUCGCCCUGAUCAUCCUACGCAAGCGACGACAGCGAAGCAGGAUGCUACAGGCCCGAGCAAUGUUCACAGACAAGCAUGACGAAAUCGAUGAAUCGGCAAUGAGCGCAACAGAGCGGUCGGUGCGAGCAGUGCUUGCUGUCGAACCCAUACCGACUGAUGGAAGAAGCGCGAGAGCGUCCGACGAUUCUCACGCAUCCAGAUCGACGGCGCACUUGCAGUCCGAACAAGCCAGAGCCGAGACUCGGCAGGCUAGCAACCAAAUCACAUCACUUGUAAAGGCACGCGAUCCUGCCAGCUCGAAACCUACAAGAGCCAAAUCAAAGCGCAAACCCGUACCAGCGCUAUUGGACCCCCUCGACCAGCCUAUACCGUCGACGACCAUCGUCGAAAGGUACAAUAAGCCGACAACGCAAUAG
Messenger RNA from Mycosarcoma maydis (corn smut), 1122 nucleotides. RefSeq lists its product as uncharacterized. The coding region runs from base 1 to 1122 and encodes 373 amino acids. The transcript has a single exon. The record is from RefSeq and is a predicted model, not a curated record. Lineage: Eukaryota; Fungi; Basidiomycota; Ustilaginomycetes; Ustilaginales.